Molecule: messenger RNA, 819 nt
Organism: Colletotrichum higginsianum IMI 349063
Lineage: Eukaryota; Fungi; Ascomycota; Sordariomycetes; Glomerellales; Glomerellaceae
Product: Carbonic anhydrase
Exons: 2
Coding region: 1-819 (272 amino acids)
Molecular function (GO): zinc ion binding; carbonate dehydratase activity
Source: RefSeq, a predicted model, not a curated record
AUGAUCGCGGAACUAUUUUUCGGAGUCUUGCUAUUGGCGACAAACGCCCUUGCUUGCGCCAGUCAUGAGAACCAUUACAACUUGGCCGACAGGAAGCGCGACGCUGAGGAGGCGGGGCCCAAGACCGACUGGGCGUACGAAGCUUCUUUCAACUGGGGUCGCAUCAACCCGAAUUAUACUUUGUGCCAAACAGGAACGCAGCAGUCGCCCAUCGCGCUGAGCCUCAACAACGGCCUGGCCCUGAACCACAUCCUCCGGUUCAACUACCCGAACCAGACGGCCGGCAACUUUUUCAACUGGGGCUACGGCCCGGCCUUCACCCUGACGCAUCCCGAGGGGGUCUACACGGGCAACCCGUCCUUCACGUACGACAACACCACGCUCUACCUCAAGGGGUGGCACAUCCACUCGCCGGCGGACCACUCGGUCAACGGCGCCCGGUCCAAGGCGGAGCUGCACCUCGUCCACGGCGACGACCAGGGCCGCGAGAGGGCGGUGCUGGCGAUCCUGCUCAACCCGGGCAACGCCAACAGCACCUUCUUCGACCAGCUCCCGCCCAUGAUCGGCUUCAACGACGUCGGCACCGAGGUGCCCGUCACCUUGGACCUCGGCAAGGCGCUCAACAGCGUGCAGCUGUUCAACGAGUUCUGGACGUACCAGGGCAGCUUGACGAGCCCGCCGUGCACCGAGGGGAUCCGCUGGUUCGUGGCGCGGCAGCAGUUGUUCACGGGCGUCGAGCAGAUGAGGGCCAUCCUCGGGGCGAGCACGUACAGCGCGAGGGCGGAGCAGGAGGUCUGGCAGCAUCGCAUCAACGAGUAG